This is a messenger RNA of Podospora anserina S mat+, 1455 nucleotides long. RefSeq lists its product as uncharacterized. Gene Ontology annotation, molecular function: alpha-1,3-mannosyltransferase activity; GDP-Man:Man(1)GlcNAc(2)-PP-Dol alpha-1,3-mannosyltransferase activity. Bases 1 to 1455 code for a protein of 484 amino acids. NCBI's taxonomy places the organism in Eukaryota, Fungi, Ascomycota, Sordariomycetes, Sordariales, Podosporaceae. The record is from RefSeq and is a predicted model, not a curated record. The transcript is spliced from 2 exons.
AUGGCGAAGGGAACGAAAGAUGAAACGGGGGAUGGGAAAGUGGGAGAGAAAAAGCAGAAAACGAUUGUCUUUCUACAUCCAGACCUCGGGAUAGGCGGCGCCGAGAGGUUGGUUGUCGAUGCGGCGGUUGGGCUGCAGAAGAGAGGGUGCAAGGUGGUGAUUUUUACUAGCCAUUGCGACCCAGGGCAUUGUUUUGAUGAGGCUAGGGAUGGAACCCUCGACGUCCGCGUAAGAGGCAACACCGUCAUCCCCCCUUCCAUCCUCGGCCGCUUCUCCAUCCUCUGCGCCAUCCUCCGCCAGAUCCACCUCAUCUUGUCUAUUACUCUCUUCACCUCGGAACUCUCCAAGAUGAACCCUUCGGGCUUCUUCAUCGACCAGCUCUCCGCCGGCGUACCCCUCCUCUCCCUCUUGCGGCCACAGACACCGAUAUUCUUCUACUGCCACUUCCCCGAUUUGCUCCUCGUCCAAAACCGAAACUCGUCGCUGUUCAAGAGACUGUAUCGGAUCCCGUUUGAUGCGCUGGAGCAAUGGUCCAUGGGCUUUGCGACCUCGACGGCGGUCAACUCGAAUUUCACAAAGUCGGUCGUUGCGAAGACUUGGCCGGGUUAUCCAGCCGAUCAGCUUAAAAUAGUCUACCCCUGCAUCAACACCUCCCUCCCCUCCUCCUCCUCCCCCGACGAAGAAACCCAACCGAUUAAAUGGGGGCAGUCGGAGAAGUCGAUCAUUUUGAGUAUCAACCGCUUCGAACGCAAAAAAAACAUCGCCCUCGCCAUCCAAGCGUUCGCCCUCCUCCCCGCUCCCGCCCGACAGAAAUCAAAGCUUGUCGUUGCCGGGGGUUAUGACGCGAGGGUGCACGAGAACGUCUCUUACCAUGCUGAUCUAGUCAGCCUGUGCGAGAAACUGGGGUUGAAGUCUGCCACUGUCAAAACGGUGGUCAGCGCGCUGAACUCGAGCAUAGAGGAUGUGGAUGUCUUGUUUCUGCUGUCGGUGCCGAAUGCGCUGAAGGAGAUUUUGUUAAAGAGUGCAAAGUUGCUGGUUUAUACGCCGAGGGAGGAGCACUUUGGGAUUGUGCCGCUGGAGGCUAUGCUGAGGGGGGUGCCGGUUUUGGCGGCGGAUAGCGGGGGGCCGUUGGAGACUGUUGUUGAGGGGAGGACGGGGUGGUUGAGGGCUGGGGAGCCCGAGUUGUGGAGGGAGGUUAUGGAGCGCGUUGUUGAGCGGAUGGGGGAGGGGGAGCUGAGGGAGAUGGGGGAGGAGGGGAAGAAGAGGGUGAGGGAGAAUUUUGCGGAGACGGAAAUGGCGAGGCAGUUGGAGGGUGUGUUCGAGGAGAUGGAGGGGGUGGAUGCAAAAGGGGCGGGGGCUUUGGGAUUGGUGUUGGUGGUGAUGGCGGGGAUUACGGGGGCGAUAGGGGUGGGGAUUGGGUUGUGGUUGGUUAGGACGCCGGCGGUGAAGUUGUAG